AUGAACCCUUAUAUUAUAUCAAUUUUUUUACUAGGCUUAGGAUUAGGUACUACAAUCACAUUUAUAAGCUCACAUUGAUUACUAGCAUGAAUAGGCCUAGAAAUUAAUACACUCGCAAUCAUUCCUUUAAUAGCACAACAUCAUCACCCACGGUCUGUAGAAGCUUCCACAAAAUACUUCCUUACUCAAGCCACAGCUGCAGCAAUAAUCCUAUUUGCCAGUUCUACUAACGCAUGAAUUACCGGACAAUGAGACAUUAAUGAAUUAUCUCACCCAAUAUCCUCAACCAUUAUAAUACUAGGCCUAGCCUUAAAAAUUGGCUUAGCACCUCUCCAUACAUGAUUACCAGAAGUCCUUCAAGGCCUAGAUCUUACAACCGGAUUAAUUAUAUCCACCUGACAAAAACUAGCUCCAUUCUCCCUAUUAAUACAAAUAAACCUAAAUAACUCAGUAAUAAUCACGAUAGCAAUCAUAUCAACCAUGAUUGGAGGUUGAGGAGGUUUAAAUCAGACACAGUUACGAAAAAUCCUAGCCUACUCAUCAAUUGCCCACAUUGGUUGGAUAAUUCUUGUCUUACAAUUCUCACCAUCUCUAACACUUAUCACCCUUAUAAUUUAUAUCUUUAUAACAUUAUCUAUCUUCUGCUUAUUUAAAAUAAACAAAACAACCUCCAUCAAUUCACUCGCGAUAUCCUGAUCAAAAUCACCUACUAUUACCGCACUAAGCCCAUUAAUCCUCUUAUCACUAGGGGGUUUACCACCACUUACAGGCUUUGGCCCAAAAUGAAUAAUCUUAUCAGAACUGACAAAACAAGACCUAAAUAUAAUUGCAACAAUCACAGCUUUAUCUGCUCUACUUAGCCUUUACUUCUACCUACGACUCUCUUAUGCUAUAACACUAACCCUAUCACCCAACACCACCCCCAUUACUAAUCAAUGACGAUUUAAUACCAAACAACCCACCAUUCACUUAUCUAUCUCAACAAUACUAUCACUAAUAUUACUUCCCCUUCUACCUGGUAUUAUGACUAUUAUUAACUA
Hippocampus comes (tiger tail seahorse) is the source of this 1040-nucleotide messenger RNA. NCBI's taxonomy places the organism in Eukaryota, Metazoa, Chordata, Actinopteri, Syngnathiformes, Syngnathidae. The record is from the annotation of a RefSeq genome assembly.